UACCAUUUACACCGACGAAAAAGAAAUAAAAAAGAAUAAAGUGGAAUAGUAGAGCAUCCGGGAUAUGAGUGGAGGGCGCGUAGUAUGCAACUCGCAGAGUAUAAAGAGAGAACGACAAACUUCCGAAAGCUCUCUCUUCCUCUCUCUUUUCUUUUCACCGAGUGGAAUUUCUUCUUCUACUGUUCUCUUUAUUUCUCUCAAAUUAGGGUUUUUGCUCUUCCUCCUGGCCAAGUUUUGGACUCAAGCUUCGAAAAUUCAAUCGAUUGAUGCUCUUGCUGUUCUCACUGUACCAUGCAGCAUAAAGUGAUGCACAUAAAGCUGGUAGCAUUGACUGAAUAACACAAACAAUUGCAGGGGAUGGGAGGUUGUUGUUGUUCUUCAAGGAAACCUCAUCUACAUGGAACACCUGUUUAUUAUUACUGUCCACCAGCUUUGGAAGAGCAUGAGUCCUUAACAUCUCACAACGGUGUAGCCUCUGCAUUCGCUGCAGGUCUCCUAGCCGAAUUAAAUCUGAAUACGUCAACACCUGAUACAUUUCGGGCCCCUCCUGCACCCUUGCCAUAUGAUAUGGUUUUGGGAUGUCGGAGAUCCUCAGAUUCUGAAUCAAUUAGAGAAACAAUUAGUGGCGGUAGUUUUGAAACUUUAGCAACAUGUGAGGAUCUUGAGGAUCCAGACUGCAGAACUCUAGCAAGUUCUUUACCAGUCUCGCCAAAGAAGCCAGAUAUAUCGAAAUUGAGUGAAAAUGUUGUUUCAGCAACUGAAGAAGAGGAUGCUUGUCCAAUUUGUCUUGAAGAGUAUGACAUUCAGAAUCCAAAAUUUUUCACCAAAUGCGAACAUCACUUUCACUUGUCAUGCAUUCUGGAGUGGAUGGAAAGGAGCGACACCUGUCCCAUAUGUGAUCAGGAAAUGGUAUUUGACCAUACCUUCAACUAAUAGCUCUUUAAUGCUUUCCAAGAUGGAGAUUUUAUUAUUGGUUUCAAUUGAAAGCUUGCCAACAUAGUGGGCUGCAGAUGCAUGUCAGUUCCGCCUGGUCAGCAGAGUGCCCACAGACUCAUUUUAAUUUUGGUCUUGGUUGGUUUGAAGGUUCAAACAAUUAUAGUUCAUUUGCUUACCCAUGGAAGGUCAAAAGUAGAGUAAUGGAGUUCUGUUGCAGCACGAAGAUCAGUUUGCCAUACAUACCCCUUUCUAUUUGUUAAUACUUUGGUGGUUUGUUUUCAAAUGGGCCUGCAGAUAGCCACAUGGUCAUCAAGGCAGUUCAGAGAAAACAACCUAAGAGGAGGUUUUCUGCAAACUAAUGGUCAGUUCUGCUUUCCAUGUUUUAAUUGACUACAUUUUUCUUUCUCCUCUAUUUGCUUGGUGCAUGCUGCAUAUAUUUGGGCCCUAUCUUUUACUGCUGGAGUUGGUUUUGUAAAUAAUAUCUGUUAGUUUUUCGUUGUAUUCAACAUUGAGAAUCCAUUUGGUGUUAUGGGAAGUGUAAUGAUCAGUGAAAAGGUAUACUAUGUCUUCAAAUUAAUGCGAAUAAUUUGUAUGCCUCACCCAUACUAAUAUUAAUAAUAUAGCUUUCUGCUGGCU
This is a messenger RNA of Ricinus communis (castor bean), 1572 nucleotides long. Its product is annotated as probable E3 ubiquitin-protein ligase RHB1A. NCBI's taxonomy places the organism in Eukaryota, Viridiplantae, Streptophyta, Magnoliopsida, Malpighiales, Euphorbiaceae. The coding region runs from base 358 to 933 and encodes 191 amino acids. Gene Ontology annotation, molecular function: ubiquitin-protein transferase activity. The record is from RefSeq and is a predicted model, not a curated record. The transcript has 5 exons.